This is a messenger RNA of Mytilus californianus (California mussel), 6515 nucleotides long. RefSeq names its product anoctamin-4-like. The transcript is spliced from 29 exons. NCBI's taxonomy places the organism in Eukaryota, Metazoa, Mollusca, Bivalvia, Mytilida, Mytilidae. Gene Ontology annotation, molecular function: chloride channel activity; protein dimerization activity. The coding region runs from base 360 to 3260 and encodes 966 amino acids. Gene Ontology annotation, cellular component: plasma membrane. The record is from RefSeq and is a predicted model, not a curated record. Gene Ontology annotation, biological process: chloride transmembrane transport.
UAAAUCUCAAGAAAAUAACGCCACCUGCAGACGACCCAUUUCGAGAUUUUUUUUGGAAUAGAUGAGAAACUGGUUUAUGCGUUUGCUUUUACCGCUUUAAAGUUGGCAACAUUUGUGUGGCAACUUUAUUGUCAGUGACGGAACAAAUUAAAAUUUCUAGUAUAACUGAAUCUUCAAAGCAGAAACGUUUGGCUAUUCCGUUUUGUUUGGAACUGUGGCAUUGUUAUGCAUGAUUUGUAAUGUUUACAUUGUUUACAUUUGUGUUAGUCAGUGUCAAUAACUUGGGUGUUGUCCACAUGUAAACGCUACUGAAAACAAAUAAUUGACAAACGGACUAUACAUAUAAAAUAUAAAUUAUUAUGGACCAGUCCAGACCCCCGCCGAUUGGGUUUGAGCUUCAGGGUUCAGAUUCAGCCAAUGUUACACAGAUUGAUGUAGGGUUUAAUGGUCCUCCACCUCAAGAGGUGACUCCAUCCACUCAACCACUUUAUCCAAAUCCUCAUGACCAGACAGAAGUGCCCAUGCCACCACCAGCACCCAUUGGAUUUGAAGGUCAAAUGACAGAUUCCAAUGGACCGAAUGGUACUGCAGAGGCUGAUGAAUAUAAAGCUAACCAACAGAAAACACCACUAGAACUAGGAACAGGAAAUGAGGAAGAGAGUUUGGCAACAAACGAAACAACUCAUUAUGGAGCAGUUGAUGACAAAGUUGAACUGUUAACAGAAGACAAAACGGUUAUAAAUGAGAUAGCCACACUAUACUUUCGGGACAAGAAGAGUAAAAUAGAUUAUAUCCUUGCUUAUGAAGAUGAACAAGAUGAAAAAAAGAAGGAAAGGCGGCAACAGUUCCAAGACAACCUCCAGGAGGAAGGACUUAUUCUUGAAUUUGAAGAAAAAGAGAAUUCCAUAAACAAGAAGACAAGUUUUAUAAAGGUCCAUUGUCCAUGGGAGAUUCUGGCUAAGUAUGCUGAAAUAACCAACAUGAAGAUGCCUUUGAUGGAAAAUGAUAUGGACGAGGAAUUGACAGGGUUUUUGGAGCAUUGCUUCUCAUAUUUACCAUCUCCAUUUGAACUGAGUAAAGAUAUUAUACAGGAUGAACCUAACUACUUCACAGCUCCUUUCAACAGAGAACGAGUUGAUCAAUUUAUAAUAAAGGAUAAGGACACAUUCUUCACCAAUGCUCAGAGAAGUAAAAUUGUAUAUGAGAUUUUAGCCAGAACAUGGUUUGAACAUGACAAGAAAGGCAAGAAGAGGAUUGGAGUGUCAAAUAUGGUGAAUAAUGGAUCUUACACAGCUGCCUUUCCUCUCCAUGAUGGUAGAUACAUCAGUGAACAUUCUAUCCUGGCCAGCGGUAAAGAUAAUGAUAGACAUCUGCUGUAUGAAACAUGGGCUAAGCCAGGAGUAUGGUACAAAUAUCAACCUCUCGAUCAUGUCAGGACCUAUUUUGGAGAGAAGAUAGCUAUAUAUUUUGCCUGGUUGGGAUAUUACACAUCAGCAUUGUUUCCUGCAGCAGCUUUGGGAUUAGCAGUGUUUAUUUUUGGCCUUGCUACAUUUAUGGAUGAUAAACCAAGUAACGACAUCUGUGAUCCAAACGGUGCAGGAAAUUUUACCAUGUGUCCUCUGUGUGAUGCUCGGUGUACGUACUGGAAGCUUGAGAGCAGUUGUAGAUACUCCAGAGCUACUUACCUAUUUGAUAACUAUGGCACUAUGAUAUUUGCUGUAGUUAUGGCUUUAUGGGCAUCAUUCUUCCAAGAGUUCUGGAAGAGAAAGCAACAUGAGUUAGAGUAUGAUUGGGAUUGUGCAGACUUUGAGUCAGAAGAGGAAACACUGCGACCAGAGUUUGAAGCUGCUAUAAGCAACAGAAGAACCCAUCCUGUCACAAAGAGAGAAGAGCCUUUUGUUCCUUCCUACAGUAAAUGUAUCAGAUAUGGGACCACUCUUGGUAUUAUAGUGUUCUUUUUAUGUGUUGUAUUGGCAGCAGUAUUUGGUGUAAUUCUCUAUCGUGUAGUGAUCUCAGGAGUUCUUUAUGCAAGCACAGAUGGCGUUAUCAAAUCAAGGGCAACAAUUAUAGCAUCAGUAACAGCAGCAUGUAUUAAUUUUGUCAUCAUCUUAAUUCUUAAUUUUGUAUAUGGAAGAAUAGCUUUAUUCCUUACUGAUUUAGAACAACAUAGGACACAGACAGAAUGGGAAGAUGCCUUUACAUUUAAAAUGUUUCUCUUCCAGUUUGUUAAUUACUACUCAACAGUUGUUUAUAUUGCCUUCUUCAAAGGGAAGUUUGUAGGACGACCUGGAGAUUAUAACUACAGUUUACUGGACAAAAGACAAGAGGAGUGUGAUCCUGCUGGGUGUCUGAUAGAAGUCUGUAUACAGCUUGGUAUUAUUAUGGUGGGCAAGCAAGCUCUCAAUAAUUUCAAAGAAAUUCUUUUACCAAAAAUAAUGGUAUGGUUUAAAUCAAGGAAAGCUAAGAAUGAGGAGAAAAAAGAAGACAUUGUUUAUUCAAGAUGGGAGCAGGAUUAUAAUUUAGCUGAUCAACCAAAGAUGGGAUUAUUUGAUGAAUAUUUGGAAAUGGUGAUCCAGUAUGGAUUUGUCACCAUAUUUGUAGCAGCUUUCCCAUUAGCACCAUUAUUUGCCUUACUUAAUAAUAUAAUAGAAAUAAGGUUGGAUGCCUACAAGUUUGUUACUCAAUGGAAGAGACCAAUGGCAGCUAAAGCUCAGGAUAUUGGUAUUUGGUUUGGUAUCUUGAGAGGUAUUUCAGCUGUUGCAGUAAUAACAAAUGCAGCCAUCAUAGCCUUCACUGCAGAAUUUAUUCCAAAGAUGGUCUACCGUUAUGCACACAGUGAAAACGAAUCAUUAGAGGGAUAUAUGAACUAUUCUUUGUCUAUCUUCAAUGUUGCUGAUUUCCAGAAAAAGAGUAUACCAAGUGAAAUUCCUCCAGAGUUAGGAAAUGUGACACAAUGCAGGUUCCGUGGAUUUUAUGAACCUGCUGGACCAGGCGAAUACCAGUUUACCAUGGCCUAUUGGGAAGUUUUAGCAGCUAGACUGGCUUUUAUUGUGGUGUUUGAGAAUUUGGUGGUGUUUUUAACAUGGCUUGUGAUGUACCUUGUGCCAGAUAUACCAUAUAAGGUUAAAAUGCAGAUGUUGAGAGAGAACUUCCUGUCCAAAGAAGCUCUGUAUCGGGCAGAGUCAAUCAAGUUGAGCCCAAUGCGAGGUGGAGGAGGGUCUGAGAAUGGUGCAAAUGUAACAGACAGAACUAUUUUCUGAUGAAUUUUGUGAAUUUACAUCAGUUGUCUUUAUUAUAUAGUAUUUCUUUGCCAUAGGAAAACCAUUGGGAUUUUAUAUUCAUUUGAGAUCUUUGUUAUAUAGUAUCUUCCUAAAAUAAUUGAAACUAACCAAAAUAGAUUUUUUAACAAUCUAUUAAUGCAUAAUUUUCCAUGGGUAAUAUUAUAAAAUAAGUUUCCUGCCAAAUUGAGAGCAUACUGUAUUUUGCAAUUGCCUUUAAAUCUUAAAAUAUUUGAUAUAGUAUUUCACAUUGAUAAGCUGCUAUAGAGUAUAUACAACCCUUGCGUAAAAAAUUGAUUUGUCAGGAAAUUAUGUAACAAAUUUUUCAUAGAAAGAAUUGUAUUAUAGUAGUUAAAAACAUGCUUGAUACUUAAGUUAAAUAAUGAUUUCUUAUAAUGAUCACAGAAAUACUAUGAAAACAAGUAAACAGGGUCAUAACAUAGUUCCACUUUGCUUUGAAUUAAGUAAAUUUAGCUAUAUUUGUAAAUACAUACAUAUUCUUUUAUAUUUUAUAUAUUGUACAAGGAAAAAAAAAAUAUUGAUACUUUUAUGACAUUAUGAAAUAACAGUCAAUCAGCGUGAGAACAUGGUGCUGAUAGUUUUCUUUUUUUUUUUUAGAGAAAAAAUAUCUUCUCAAUGAUGAACCAUGUGUUUUUCAGUUUUGCCAUCAAAUAUCUCCAACUUAAUUAUUUUAUGUGAAAAAAUCCAGGAGGCGAAACAUAAAUUUAAUAUUUACCUCAUCUAGUUAUUAAGAAGAUAAUUUAUAUAGAAAAAUAUAAAUUUAACAUUUACAGGGCAAGUAUAUAAAUGAUAAACACAGUAAUUUGUUUCUUCAUAUAAUCAUUUAACAUUUUGUGCCAUCUUUUUCUAUAAAGCUCAAUAUCUCUUACUGCUUCCAUCGUCAUUUAUUUAUUGUAUUAUACUGGAAAAGCAGGGAAAUUUUGCAAAGGAUUUAUUGUUCAUAAAUAUCAUGAUAUAAUAAAAGAUAUUUUCGUGAAAUCAAAAAUUGCCACCAGCUUUGGCAUUAGAAAUCACGAAAUUAAAAUUUGUAAAAUAAACCAUUUGACACUAGUUCCUUUGAAAUGACAUGUUUUGCUAUCAAUUUUUUUAAAUGUAAAUGUGAGUUUAUAAGAUGUUCAGUAGUUAGAUGUAUAUACCUGUAUAGUAGAACUUUUUAUUGAAUGAUGUGAUUGUCCAUUCUUGUCAGAUGUGAAUGUUUUGGGUAUUUUUUCUUUCUCCACUUAGUAAAAUAGGUAAUUUUCAAAAUUUGAAUUGGUUAAACAUUAUAACAUAGAUGAAAAAAUACUUUAAAAUUUUUUUUUUUACCUGUUUGAUAAUAUUAAAAUACAGUGGUAGUAUGACAGAAUAAAAAACUAAAUAUUAUUGAGAAGAAUAUUUUUCAUCUUAAAGAUGUUAUAGUGCUUUGGAAAAAAUAUCAUAGUUUACUAUGAUGGUGCAUAAUGUUUGUUUAUAUAUAAGGUUGUUUGCUAUAUCUUAAUGUACAUACUGUCGUGUUCUAGUCUAUCUAUUUAAUGUAACCAUGUGUGUAAAAUACAUUUCUCAUUACAAAUAUAUGUCUUGUAUGAUGUAAUUGUGUAAUGUUAAACAUGUGCAGUGUUUAUUUAUUUUUGUUGAAAUUUUUUAUAUUUCAGUACAGCUAAAGUUCUGUUUUCAACAAGAUUCAUUUUAACCGGAUUUUUUUGAAUUCAUUGACUUUUCUUAUACCAGUCUGGUACAGUGUUUAAAUAUAUUAUCAAAAUAUCUUAUUUUAUAUAAAGUAAGAAGAUGAUAAAUUUAUAAAACAUUUUGUAGAAUUAAUAAUAAUGGCCUUAUGAUCAUCAAAUUGCCUUAUGGAGGGGCGGUAGGAGGGGGUGUCAUCCUGAAUUCCCAAAGAAAUAAACCAUUCUUUCCCAGAUCCCCAAAAAUUAAUCAUUAUUUCCCUAGUCCAGAUAAUGGUCAAUUCCUAAUUCCCGCAAAAAUUACAGCCCUUAUUCCGAAGUCCCGAAAAAGGUCCUUCUGCACCUGUUUAUGGAAUCUUCAAAGUUCAGCUUUUGUUUGAUGUGAAGUUAUUUUCUUUUAAUGAACUUUAUGCCAUGCUGUGACCUUCACCUGUUUAUUUACACAAUAUGGGAUAUAGUCUUACACACAUACACACCAUUUUUUUUAAAUUUUCAUUAGUAAACUAUAAAGUGGAAUAUAACUUAGUAUAGAUAUUUGUACACAUAUUUAUUAGGUACACUUUGGGAUUAAUUGGUUGCACACGUAUAUUAUGUACUGUACAAAUUAUAUCUACUUUAUUAUACAAGUGUUUGAAUAUUUUCACAAAAUUUGGUCAGGAAUAAGUAUCCAGAAUCCUAUGCCCAAUGGUAGAUCCUCGGUAUUUCUCAGGGAAAAGAGGACACCAUUGGAUAAAAGAUGUUUUCUUUUUAUACAUUAGCUGUUCAAUGAAAGCUCUGUUAUCUGAUUUUGUACUUGUCAUUAAUGGAGGCAUUGGUGUCAUACUAACACAGCUAGUUUUGGAAUAAUUUAUACAGUAUAUUUGUAGAGACAUAAUUGAAGUAGAUUUAGUCUAAAUAUUUAUUCUAUGCCUUCACAUUCAUAAAACCUUGUGAUCUGACAAAAUUAUUUUUUGAACCAUUCUUUUCAUGGUGCAGCUACAAAUGUUUGUACUCUCAGCAAGAAGAAAAAGGUUUGGCAUUGUUUGGAAUGAAUUAACAAAACUAUUUGUGCAGAUAGAUUGGAUGGCAUUGAUACACUAUGUUGUAAUCCUAACAUUUGAUUAUGUUUUUUAAGUACUGAGAAGCAUUAGACUUUCAGUUGAACAAAAUAAAUUGGACAUUAUUUUUUUUAUGAAGUAGUUAUGUGCAAUUAUGUGUUUCUUCGCACUUGUUUUUGGUUGUUGAUUAUUUAUUACAAUUUUCAUACUUUAUGUUCUAUGUAUUAUCUGUUAUAUUUUCCCCUUUCAUGUUUAAAAUAUCAGAACCACAGUAUGAUCAAACAGAAAGUAUUUUUUAACAGACUUAACACUUGCAGAUAUAGUUUGGGUAGAACUUACAAAACAUCAAUUUAGAAUUACAUAUGCUUUAUCAAGGUUUUAGUUCUUAAAAAUAAUUCUGCCAGUUUAAAUCAGUUAAAGAUUAUCUUUCAUUUAUUGGGCCAUAAAUGAUCAAAGUGACCUUGAUAUAUAUAAUGUGCUAUUUUGUUAUUUAUUUAAUCAAAUAAAAUAUUUUUCUGAAA